AUGAGCGACGAGCAGAAGAAGGCCACAUUCAAUGCUCUGCCCGAAGACCAGAAGAGAGGGAAAAGCUACAUGGAGUGGAUCAAAGAGGGUUACCAGAACCAAUACGAAAACUGGAUGCCGUGGAUCGAAGACCAGUAUUUGAAGUGGUUCACGCGUGACAACAAGGCUAGUUAUGCGACCAAGGAUACCCUCGACAAGAGCAAAGUCACCGGCGUCUCACAAGUCGACAACCUCCAAGACGGCGUGAACAACCUCGUCGCCGGUCAGGUCGGCCAGGGCGGUCUGCUGCAGCCAGUCGGCGAUGCCGUUUCCAAGGAUGGAAUCAAUCGAGCCGAGAGGCAGGGUAAGGAUGAAAAGGGGUCGUAUGGUAUUGGAGGUCCAGCUUCGACGGUCACGGAUCCUGUGGUCAAGAACACCAAGGCGGGUGCGGAGGGUGUCACUGGCGCGGUGCAGGGAGCGGGAAGUUACGUUGGAGGGUUGUUUGGAGGAGGCAGGAAGGAAGAGGCGAAGUGA
Zymoseptoria tritici IPO323 is the source of this 513-nucleotide messenger RNA. RefSeq lists its product as uncharacterized. The record is from RefSeq and is a predicted model, not a curated record. The coding region runs from base 1 to 513 and encodes 170 amino acids. The transcript has 3 exons. NCBI's taxonomy places the organism in Eukaryota, Fungi, Ascomycota, Dothideomycetes, Mycosphaerellales, Mycosphaerellaceae.